AUGGGGAUUUCCCGGAGCAAACCGGCACGGGAGCCGGAGCCGGAGCCGAAGGAGGAGCCAAAGGUGAAGGUGGUGGUGCCGCCAAAGGUGAAGGUGGUGGUGCCGCCCCUCUUCGACCCGCCUCCCACCGCCGCCCGCACCAGGAUGCUGGUGCCAGAGUAUGAGCUAUGGUUCGGGAAGCCCUGGCUCCACCGCCUGUUUGAGGACUACUUCGAUCUGGCGGGGAGUGUGCAGGCAGGGCUCAUGCUGAAGAUGCUGGAAGAUCCUCAUGCCGAUCUGACUGCAACUGGUACUGUGUCACCAGCUGGUGGGAAGGCUCAGAUUCGUUGGCAGAGAGGUUUGGAUAAUCCAGAUAGCUUUGUGGACAUUCUCAUGUCGACUUCAAAACCCACUUUGAAGCUCAGAUCAAGCAUUUACUCAACUACGUAUGGUGUUGGCGCCUUUGCGGCAUUCCCUUUGGAUCUGGAGAAAAGUGCACGGUCAGAAGAUAAUGGUGUCGUGGGUUUGAGAUAUGGUUCCCAAAAUCUAUCAUUUGGGGCAUCUUUUGUGCCAUUUCUUUCAUCCAGUGAGCCACCCUCUGUGGUACCCUAUGGUGCAUGGCUGGUUGGAAGAUUAGGGGGUUUUAGUGCAGGGGCACAAUACAAGCCACUUAGUGAAAACAAACAUUCAUUGCCUAUUGAGGACUUGAAGAACUGGGAUUACGCAAUCAGUUACGAUGUGGGAUCAGCUAGCCCACUCAGCCCUUCAUUCAACUUUUCCCUAGAGCUUCUCAGAAGUACACAGCUGGUCGCAUCAUUCUAUCAGCACCAGGUUGCCCAAAGGGAGGAUAAAUGGCCGGAGACUCCUGAUCCCCCCAAAAUCACAAACUACAUUGAUUUUGGACUUGAACUGGCCACAAGGGUGGGCAAGGACAAACCAACCGAUGAUGCCGAGAAUUCCUCGUUUCAGAUAGCUGCAAACUGGCAGGCUAAUAAGAACUUUCUAGUAAAGGGGAAGUUGGGUCCCUCUAAAUCUUCGGUAGCUUUGGCAUUGAAGUCUUGGUGGAAGCCAUUGUUUACAUUUAGUGUCACAGCUGUAAAUGAUCAUUCGAAGGGUACAACAGCGUAUGGGUUUGGAAUUCAUGUUGAUGAUCUAAGAAACCCAGAUUCUGAAAGUCAUCUCCAAUCUUAGGAUUAUAUAUACCAUUUGGUUGUAUCCCUAUGCGUUACAUGCGCUCUGACAAAAAAAACAAGGAGAAUCAAAC
Molecule: messenger RNA, 1243 nt
Organism: Lolium rigidum
Lineage: Eukaryota; Viridiplantae; Streptophyta; Magnoliopsida; Poales; Poaceae
Exons: 15
Coding region: 1-1170 (389 amino acids)
Source: RefSeq, a predicted model, not a curated record